GAUCUUCUCUCCAGCAGCCAGCCAGCAGGGGCAGCAUGCUGAUGCUAUAAGGCUGCGGCUGAGGCUUCCUUCUCAGACCGGCCAUUUAGUACCGACAACAUUUCUCAUAACGUUGCUGCCCGCCGGCGGCUCGAAUUCAACAGCGCGUAAAGUUUUCAGUUCGAAUUGUAACGUCUAGUCGAGCGGUCGUAGUAAUUACGAAGGAAUUUGUGUACUUCCUUUUCGAGGUGUCGUUCCCAUCGGAGGUCAUUUGUUUGUGAGAUUUUUUCGCAGCGUCAGUAAAGCACUUAUCGGGAUAUUUAAGGAAUGCCUGGAUAUGGCUUUCUCAAUGGAUGACGCGUAUUUCAGUCUCGAACAGUAUUGAUACAUCAUCUCAAACUAAGUGGUUGUUUUCGUUGUGAAGUGAUUUGUUGCAUAUGUUUCCUAGCUUCGGUACAAGAAAACGCGGAGGAGUGAGUUGAUGUCAUAGGACCAUAUAUUGCGGUCGAUGACGCUUGCUUAUUCAGUGCAAAUAUGAUACAUGAGUGAUUUAGCAGUAGCAGCUCAAGCGACCUGAAGAUACAUUUGAGAAACAAAGAUCAACAAUUGCAACAACAUUAAAAACAGUCGUUUAGAAUGGCAACGCAAACCAUUCCGAGUCCUCAGCCUGGAAGAAAUGCUGCCGCGAAUCCACAACUCAAAAGCCUGGUCUAUUCCAAGUAUCGUGAGCUGUUGGGUUCCUAUAAUGGCAAAGCGAACGAGAUACUGCAGUCCUAUCCGGCAUAUAUGGUGAAAGAAGACAAAGGAUUCGACUUCGUAGACAACUAUGGCGGUGCACCGCAAUCCACAAUCGGUAAUUCGGCAAGACGGAUACAGGCACAGUUACCAGCUGAACCACCGGCCUGCGUUCAGAAUGCCAUGAUGCGACGUGACAAACAACCAUUCACAUACACCCCCGGUGGCAUUGACCUAUCACAGAUCAAAUCACCUCGAAUGGCCAAACGAAUAUCACGGAACGCUCAAUCCGAAGGUGUGAGUACUCAACCAAAAGUCUCCCCACUAGCACAGAAUAAUAGUAAUAGUAGUAGUAGUCAACAAGCAGUGUCGCCAGCGGCGACUUUAGGGGCUGCGGCUAUGGGAAUGCCUUUCCAGGUAUUUCCCACAGGUCCACCAGCUCCACCCCCUCCACCUCCACCAAAUGUAGGCAAAAAGCCAACUAUUGGACAAACCAACGGUAACAGUGCGUCUGCUCCUCCUCCACCACCACCGCCUGUGCCUUCGCUUGAGAGAAAGACUCCAAAACCACAGACUUUCGAGCCUCCUCCAAUGGGAUGUAGGCCAGAAAUCAAAAUUCCUCCAAAUCCGAUGGCAAACCUUCGCAAGGCGCCUCGUCCUCAACCGAAAAAUGAUUUCUGGAUAGAGGAAUAUCGAAACGAAAGGCGCAAUGAUUUGCCGAACCCCGCCCAGCAGUUGCCUGUGUAUAAUACAAGAGAAGCAGACGAAGAAGUCGCUAAGAAUACGCAUAAUCGCACAGAUCAACUUACCGUCAGGAACGGUUCUCCUAAUCGCUCGCCAAGCCCAUCCAAUCUAACUAAACCGCUCGAAAACGGUUCACAUGUGUCGUCAAUAAAGACACCUCCAGUCUAUAGUCAAAGUCCAGUUCCACCCAACCUCCCACCACCUAUCACACCAACAAAACUCUCACAACCUCCAUCCUCCUUGGCCAUCAACUCCACAGCUAAAGUACAGCAACUAAACAAAGAACAGUCUCCAAAAACUCGACAUUCAUCGCCACCAUCAUCGUCUCCGCCAUCUCCGCCCAACAACGGCACGAACUACACAGAUACUUCCGCCAACAAUAACUCAACAACGGUUAAACCUCCCACGUCACAAAAACCCGCACCUCAAGCAUUAGGUUCUUUAUACAUACCUCCACCUCAUGAAGCGUUUGCAAAUAGCAAACAGAGUUUACUCAAUCAAACAAGCCCACCAUGGAUGUCAUCACGUCAAAACAGUGCUAAAGAACAGCCCGAAUGGGUUCAUAAAGAGGACCCAGAUUUUUUGGGAUCCAAACAAUCAUCGACGUCCAAGUCUAAUAGUAACGAAACCGCUACUAAAACUUCGGAACCUAUCGCUACAGCUCCACCAAGCCCGCCAAAACCUGCUCCAGCGCCAAAGCAACAGCAAGCCCCGCAAUCCACCACCAUAGUUAGUCGACCUCAGACAAUCGAGUUGUCCCCUCCUACUCAACCUGCAACAUCACAAACACAUUACAUACAGCUGCAGAAUCCAGUGGCCAAGGUCACACCACAACCCAUAGUACAGCAGGCGCCACCGGUCGCAAUGCAGACUGUUCGAAACUAUCCGCAAGCACCAGUCUAUGUGCAGAACCAAAUGUACUCUCCGCAACCGGCGGCGAAUCAGAAAGAACGUAUUAUACCAAUACAAAUCGAACAAUCCCCCAUUAAAACGCCUGUGUCAGCACCAAGUUUUGCACCACCACCGUACUACAGCCCUGGACCGCAAUACAACCCCGUUCAAUCGCCACUCACAGUUGGUUACCCAGGUCCACACAGUGGAUUCACAACGCCUACGGCGAUGUUCACUAAUCCGAACCACUUCGUUAAUCAGGGAUACAACAACAUCAGCUACCCACCAACAUCCCCUCAACAUCCAAUGUACCAACAGCAUCACCAGCACUAUCAACAGCCGUCUCCAUCAGUACAACAGCAGCAGCAGCAACAUCAACAGAUGAUGCACCAACAACGAAUGCAACAACAGACGCCAACACAGCAACCCGGAGGGGUACGAAUCAUACCAAUUAAGGUCGAAAACAACGACAAUGGCACGACGGCUACCACUGUGCGUGGACCUUUAUCUCAAACGCCAGCAAUCAUUCAAAGCGGUGAUCAUAGAUAUAUCAUUCACGACAUCCCGUUAGAAGCUAAGCUUCGUUUCCUUAAAAAUAGACUCAGUGAUCCGCGAAGCCACAACAAUCCACAAGCCUGGAAUGGGAAUAGUGCGCCCAAUCAGUCACGUUCGUUCAGGGUGCUGCAGCAUAUUACGGACACCAUGGAAGAUGCCGAAUCUAGGUCAAACCCAUCAACGCCAAAACCGUCAAGUGAACAGCAGAUCGGCAACCAUGUAGAAGGUGCAGAGAGUCAACUUCGUUCGAUGCAGCUAAGCAAAGACGACAAGGCGCUGAUGAAUCGGGUCAAAAAUCAAGUUGACGGGGAAGUGUAUCUUCACAACGAAGAAGAUCCCCGUUACCGUGGUGCCGCAAUACCGUCAAAGGCGUUCAGGUAUUUGCAGAAUAUAACCGACGGCGGGCAGGCUUCAAGUUCGAACAGUGCCGGCUCAACCAACCGGACCAAUCAAAUGUUUGUGCAGAAUCGUGGCAAUGCAACUGAGUCAGAGGAUGAAACGGCACAACAAUAUAUUCCACCGAGUGAACAAAGGGUGGAAGAACCGAAAAAAUACACCGGGAGUGCUAUACCGAGUCGAUCAUUCAAGAUGCUACAAGCAAUGACCCAAUCCGAUGCACCCGCCGAAACAAAUUCCUCUGACACAGAAGGUAAUCAAAAUUUACCAUGCAACGGGGAAGUCCAAUAUUCGCCAUACCCUUACUCACUUCAACCGCAUUAUUGUUGUAAUCCGAAUUGGCACUAUUACGACCCAAAUAAUCCUCAGUACUACCCACAUCCUCCCCCACCCCCACCACAUCAUCUACCAGGGUAUUACUAUCCUCCUCCUCCUCCACAUCCGCCUCAUGGUCACUAUGACCGGAACUCGUACUAUGCGAGCUAUAUGUCACCACAUCAUUUCUACUAUCCACAAGAACCAUGCUCACCAUGUACGCCGCCUCCGUAUUAUCAGAUAGGUCAACCACAGAUUGCGUACUGCGAAAAUGUCGUUCCCGAUUCACCUACCCACUCCUACAUUAUUUCAACGCCACCUCCGAGACUUAUCGUCACUCCAACGCCCGAUCCAGCGGACUCAGAUGUAGAAUCUAUUCUGAGCGACAAUCCAAUACAUCCUUUGACUCGCUCCCAAAGCAGCUUACAGCAUCUAUCAGACCGCCUCGCUAACUUCAGCGCAUCCCCAGAGAAAAUUUUCCCCAACGACUCGGAAACAAUGGUGCGCUGCUCACCCAGCAGUCCACUUAACGAAAGGUACCGCACCUUUGAAGAAAGUACCUCCUCGGCACCUUCCUCUCAGUCUGAAUGUUCAGACUCGGAAGAGGAAGGUCACAAUAAGCAGGCUCAGAACACUGUUGCCCUUGCACAAAAAGAGCCUGCUCAAAACGGCACCAAUGGCCAUGAAGAACACACUGAACAAGAAGAGGAAGAAAGCAGCGAAGAAAGUGAAGAUGAAGCUACAGUUGGCUACGAUAGUAAUCCACAGGAACAUUUACCCCAUCAGUUGAGUGUCAUUUUCGAAGAGGAGAGCGUCUAUUCGUGCUCAGCCAAUACAAGUCGAAGGGCCAGUGUGUGUAGCAACAGUUCAACACUAAGCGACUGUUCAUCAACCCUGGCCAAUGACUUGGAUGAAGCAGAUGGACAUUCGCAUGACAUCGAUAGUGUAAAACUCGACUGUGGCAAUCAAACGGAUGAUGACAUUGAUCGCUUAGAUGACUAUGAAUACAGCGCAAAUGAACAAACUGGAAUAAUAUUGGAGGAAACGCCUUUAGAUUCCGAUAACCGUGACAAGAUCAAUACUAGUGAUGAUUCGACCAGUGAAGCGGAAUCUGAAGAAGAAUCAACAACUGACGAGGAAGAGGAGGCUGAUGCAGUGGUGGAUGAUUGUGUUCACAAGAAUGAAGCCGAAAAUACGGCCUUAAUUAAUACUGAGGAAGGCUUAGAAGAGUUAAAACACAAAGAAGUAGAAAGUAGCGAAACCGAAGAAUCUGAGUCAGAAUCUGAUGAAGAAGAGGAGACAACAGAUGACGAAAUGCACACCGAUGUGACGGUUACAAUCACGAUACCAUCUAUGAGCAGCAAAUCAUUAAACGAUUUGGGUAAAGAAUCUAACUCAAUACACAAGGAAAACGAAGAAUCUAGGCCUACAUUUACUGUAGAUUACGAGGAAGACUCUAAUGUUUCAGUUUCUGUUUCGUUGCCAUUGAAAGUAAAACCAAUCACUAACGAGGAUGUCAACGAAGAAGAGGCGAAAAUCAAUCAUACUGAUAUGCAGGAAGAGUUAGAAGAAGUAAACGAUGAAGAUGACGAUGAAGAAAUUGACUUUUGGAGUCAGAUAGGCGAAGAAGAUGAAACGAGUCGACCGAGCAGAUCAUUCUCCAGAGACUUUUGGAGUAGUCGAGAAGCUAGCGUCGAUCGAGAUGGAGAAUUAAAUCCAGAUAUUGAUGGAGGAAAUAUUGACGACGAAGAUACUGAUUUCUGGAGUAGUGAAAAUUGCCCCACUGAAGCAAUAGAUCUGUGGAAGAAGGAUUCGAUCGUGGAGAGUUUUUUGGACCGCCAGAAGAACGAGAAUACAAACGAUACAUUAGAUUUUUGGCACAGUGAAAACGAAAGAAUGUUUGAUACCAUGUAUAGUAAAAAAGAUCAGAACGAUAAAGCUGAAAAAGACAGUGCCCCUAUAGAUGAAAAUAACAAUACAAGUACCUGGCAAAAAUUAGAAAAAUCCGUGGAUAAAGAACCAGAAGUUAAUGAACUUACUAAUAACGAUAGAGACGUAUCAAACGAAGCAACUCUACAGAAUGAAUCAGAGGAUGCAGAAACUGAAACAGAAAGCUCACAAGAAGAAAGCGAGGAUGACAGUGAAGAUUAUGAAACUACGAACACAUCUAAGGAGGAGUCGGACGCUGAGGAGAACGAAAAACAGACCGGAAAUAAAAUCCAGCCAGAGGUUACAGAACAAAAAGCUCCAGAAAUUGUGUUGAAAAGAGCUCCUGUUACGGAGAAAAUCGAACACAAGUGCAAUGGAAUGUUGGACGCGAUUAACACAACAUCAAAGGAGGAUGAUAAGAAGCUCUCUGUACGUGAUAGGAUAUCAAUAUUUGAAAACCAAACUAGCAAAUCAGAAAAUCGAGCCUCAACACCUUUACUAGAAGUUCCAGUACGACAGAAAACAUCAGAUUCUUGUAAUCGAUCGAGGCCAUCUUCAAUCAUUAAAAUGUCUGCAGAGGAAUCUGAAUUUGAAGACGAUUCCGGUAUGACGUCAGAUGUGAGCAAACAGAUUUCCGAAGUAGAAACAGAUACCGAAUGUUUCCCGGAGAUGCGCAAGAUGACGCGUUACCAACGAGCAGCAACACAUUCCAGAUUGUUCAAACUUUUGCAGGACGAAAGUAACAACGGUGAUAGUGACGAUGAGAAUGCCGAAAGGUUAGCAUCGAUUGAACAUGUAGAGUCGCAACCGGCGAAUGAGGAGCAAACUGUAGUCCAUCCUCGCCAUUCGAGUUUAAGCAAAUAUAAGGACUCGUCAUUUGAUGAUAGUUCUAGUGCAUCAAACACUGCCAGCGAUCGCAGAGAUCGCCUAUCACUGCCUAUCAGACAUCAAUCAUCAUCGGGUAUUGAAAGCAUGUCGUCUUCAACCUCAUCUGCAUCUCCUGUAUCAGGAGCGACGAACGAGAAACUUGCCGAAGAGUUAGUACAAAGUUUAUUGAUGAAGAAGAAAGGCAGAUUAUUCCGCAAUUUGCCAUUAGAUAAACUCCACGCCGCUGCCAUGAAAAUCUUGCAAGAAGACUUAGAGUCCAAUGGAACGCUAAGUUCAACCGAAGAUAAUAUAACCGUGGAUUCCACACCAGCUUUAACGCCUCAAGAGUUUAAAACAGAAUAUCAAAACUCAUACGCUGAUUACUACGAUACGUGGAAUGAAUCUAAUGGUAAGAAUUCGCCUUUAGAAUGCACUGCACCAGACGCCCUGCCAUCGAAGGCAUUUCGGAGUUUGCAAGACACAGUUAACCCAGCUACCCGGAAAGCCAACGGUUGGUCUGCGCGUUGCCCUCGAGUAUUAAGCAGCAAGAGUAUAUCACGGCUUGCGGAUGUACGGGAAACCGAUUCCGAGCCCAGUACCUACUCCCGUUCACGUCCACAAUCACGUGCAUCUAAUCAGUCGCCCUAUCCCACUUUGUCCGGACUGAUAGAAGAAUCCGCGUGCAGAUCGAAGAGUCCAUUCAAGCAAUCCAAGUUCAGCCAUUUCUGAACUACCGUAGCAAGAAGUCGUAUCAGAAAUAUGAAUCAAGACGUCGUUUGGUGACUUGACGAAUGAUCUUGUGUUGUUAGAGAAAUUGCGUUGAAGCAUUGUAUUGAGCGUUUAGCGAACUGUAUAUUUAUGAGAAAAGUUCAUGAUAACCGGUAGCAGGAAGCAUUCAUAACAAAAGCAUAUCAUCAAGAUUUCAGAAAAGCAGGUCCUGGUGAAACUGACUUCUGAUCACAGAAAAAGGAAGGAACCAUUUGCCAAUACAAACCGGCCGAAUCAAUGGUACACGGAUUCCUCCGCAUUGGCGCAUACCAUCAGCACAGGAAUUGUUGUAGCAUUUUAUUAGCUUUAUGGAAAUAAAACUAGCAUUAAACUUUUGGUAAGCAAAUCGUUGAAGCAAAGCAAAAAAUCACAUAAAAACAUUUUCCUAUUAAAGUUUUGAAUUUUUGACCGCAAUAUUUUUUAUUAAUUGUGCUAUAAAUUUUUAAACAACCAUUAAGAAAAAAUGUGUGAGUGUGAGAUCUCAAAUUUUAUACAAACAGUUGUGAUUUUGAUUCUGGCCUUAUUUCUGAAGUCUUGAUAAUGUUUUGCUUGAAUUUGGUUGAAUGCAUCGUCGUGAAGUUUCAAGCAACUGAAACUGCAACUGAAAGUAUCAAAUAAUGAAGCGAAAUAUGUCAAUGUAUUUGAAUAUAAGAAUAUAGAAUAUUGUGCUUAUUUUUGUUUGUUCUACAUAAAUGAUACACUAUUUAUUUCCGUUGAAUGAUAAAACAAUACCGAAUAAUAAAAAUAUUAAAAAUGAAACGAGAUAAAUUAGCUUUGCCAGGCAGAUUUAAUUCAAAGUGAGCAAAAUUAAUAAUCUAAAGCGAUCUAUUAACAAACGAAACAAUAGCCUGAACUGACAUGUAAAAUAAUUUAGCUGGAAAUAAAAUGUUAUCGAAAAUA
Molecule: messenger RNA, 8079 nt
Organism: Armigeres subalbatus
Lineage: Eukaryota; Metazoa; Arthropoda; Insecta; Diptera; Culicidae
Product: protein piccolo-like
Exons: 13
Coding region: 616-7140 (2174 amino acids)
Source: RefSeq, a predicted model, not a curated record